AUUAGAAAAGCGAGGGCGUAUUCGAUAUGUUUGUAACGAUACCCCUGACUUGUAUUGAAAUUGUAGGUAGAAGGGUUGUAUAACUACCCUUGCUCUGCAAAGGCCUUUGGGCACAGGGCAAAGAAUUUGAGACCAAGUGAUUUAUUGAUGAAAUAAUGUCUAGUUUCAUUCACUGAGUAAAGCAUUAAGCGUUGUGUUAAUUAUAUAGCCGAUCUGCUGUACAAGUUACCUGUAUUUUGACAUUACCGGUGAUGGAUCAGGAUGUGUAUCGAUUAAAUACUAUCGGCAUUUCUUCAUCAAUGACUAAGACACGGGCAUUUACAUACAACGCAUCUGUGUUUUUUCCUAAUGAGAAACAUGUUGUUUUCUUUUUCAUCACAAAUUUUAAGAUGUAGCGCAGAGAGAUCUGGAUAACUUUUCACCAGCAUGGAACAUCUUUUAUUGCACCCCUAUGCCUUGAAUAAUAUGCAUUAUUAAUGUAAGCAACGUCUAGGUAAGAAGAUGGACGACCAGUAUUCCAGCGAUUCGGAUGAGGGGGACGGGUUUUAUUCCUCCCAAAAUAAGGACACCUGCUAUCGGUGUCAGAAGCGAGUGUACCCCGUUGAACGAGUGGACGUUGGUGUACUAUUCCAUCGCCGUUGCUUCCGUUGCAGGGUAUGUGGAUUACAAUUGACAUUACGUACGUUCAGAUGGCAGCAGGAUGGACAGCCAGCCGACGUUUAUUGUCAUGGGCAUCUGCCCAAAAUUGUGGGCAUCAUCAACAAGGACGCUAUGGGCAUCCAGUCCGCCCUCAAUGCACCCAAACUGGGCGUUCAACUUAAUGAACAAAUCCGAGGAAGCACAUUUAACCCAGGGUGGCAGUAUGACGCCAAUGCUCUCGAAUUUUCCCACCAACGAGAGUUGAACCUUCAGAAGAAGCUACGGACUUCAUUCGGAACCUAUCAAGAUUUUGAAAGUCUUGGUGUGUUUGUUGCACAAACUGAACUGGAGAGGCGACAACAAGAGGAAGAAGAUCGGCUCUACAGCCAGAUGACACUAGAGAGAAGAAAACGGAUCAACUCUCUGGAAUCCGAAAUAAAGCUGGAGAAGGAGAAAUUUGUCAAAGACCUUGUGACAAACUUUGAAAAGAAAAUUGAAAAGUCAAAUAAAACAGGCUUUGAAAAAGAAUCCCAAAAAAUUGAAGAAGUUUAUAAACGGAAACGGGAGGAAAAAUUAAAGAACUUAGUUGAAAAACUAAGUGAGGAGGAGAAAAUACGAGUUAGUCAGAUGAUAGAAAAGCACAGCCAAGAAAUGCUGUUCCUUAUUGCAGAAAAACUUUGUCUGAGUGAGCUGUCCUCGUCGGAUUCGGAUUGCAGUUCGUCUCCCUCCGUGAACCUCUGUCGCCCUCCUCCGAUAGCUCCGCCGGAGUUCAGGAGAUCCGCUUUGUUUAAAAAUCCAGGAGAACUAGAACACAUCGACGAAAAAGUGCUGAUUAUUGCCAAAACCGAUUAUUCUUCCUUUACGGACUUGGUUAAAAAUCUUAUGCAAGACUGUACAAGUGAUUUGGAGAAAGCCAGGGCUAUAUUUCGAUGGAUUUGCCUUAAGGAUCUGAACACGAUCGAGAUUGACGAAGCAGUGAGCUCCGAGUCACCUCUCGGUAUUCUCCGUGGAAUCAAACAAGGCACGGAAAGUUACCACGAUCUCUUCAAAAGACUCUGCAGUUAUGCUGGUCUUUACUGUGAGAUCAUCAAAGGAUACUCCAAAGGUGCUGGCUACAAACCGGGGUUGAAAUUUGACGGACCAAGAUUCCGAAAUUCCUGGACGGCCGUGUUUCUCGAGGGGUCCUGGUGCUUUAUUAACUGUAAUUGGGGAGCAAGACACGUAAAGUGUACCAAGAACUCCAUGUUUUACUACCGCUCUGACGAGUUCUACUUCAUCACAGACCCAGAGGAUCAUAUUUAUCAACACUUUCCAGACAAUCCAAAAUGGCAGCUUCUUGAAUGUCCUGUGACUCUGACAGAAUUCAUCAACCUGCCAGUUGUGAAAUCUCCAUUCUUUAACCAUGGAAUUAAGUUUGCAAAUCAUUAUGAUUGCACACAGUAUACAAAUAAAGGUCUUGUUGUCCUCCAGUUUAACAUACCGAAUUUGCUCGGGUUUGGAUAUACUUUUGAGGCGAAGGAUUCCAGUCUAACACCAAAUAAGUUAGAAGGCCGGGCGAUGAUUCGAAUCAUUGGACAUAAAGCAAUAUUUACUGUUGCGCCUCCAAAAGCUGGGAAAUAUUACUUUACAAUUUACGUGAAGGAAGACUGGAACUCAGACUCUCUGCAAUGCGCAUGCGCUUUUAGAGUUAAGUGCAGAGAAAGAAGAGAACAUCUCAAAAGCCCCUUCCCUUUGGUGCCAUUUUUUGGUCCGACUCCACUGAUGUCCAAAUUAGAUAUUUCUCCACUAACUCAUAUUGACCCAUUGGUUGUUUACAGUUAUGAUGACGUCUUCCUUCGAUUCCAAGUUCCUGCGAACAUUAUUAUAUCAUAUACCUACCAGUAUCAUGGACCUUUUCAGUGCAAUGUUUCAGACUUCCAAAGGUACACUUUUUUGUCUAAAAGAGAUCGUGACUCUGUCACUUUUCAGACCAGGUGUCCUGUCAUGGGCAAGUACGUCUUAUCUGUCUUUGGUUCAGGAAAUGUGUCAGCGGAUGAAAACAGUGUGCCCGAAGUUCUGUUCCGGUAUCUCAUUGACUGCAAACAACCAGCCAAAGACAAACGACCGCUUCCGCGAGCUUGUCAUCGCUGGCAGGGAAAUUCCUUAAUAGAACCUAUUGUCGGUGACGUUCCUCUGGGUUCUAGGAUGACCUUCAGGAUUUGUGCACCUAAGGCGUUAGAAGUCGCCCUUUUGGCGGGAAGUAUCUGGCAUCAUUUUCGGGGAUUGCCUGACAAUAUGUGGGUUGCCAGUGUCUUCACUGGAACUGAAGAAUGUAAAGCCAAGAUAUAUGCCAAAUUCUCACAAGAAAAAUGUAGAUUCUCGCCACUUGUUGAAUUUCACAUUAAGUGACAUUGUUGAAAUCCAUUUUAGAGACAAUCAUAAUUGUAGCAUUUCAAACAUUGCAAUGUACAAUGCUAUUUCCUCGCAAGAUAAUGGCAGCUUUGUUUUUUACAUUUGAAGUAAAGUUUUGAAAAACAAG
This is a messenger RNA of Saccostrea cuccullata (small rock oyster), 3157 nucleotides long. Its product is annotated as hillarin-like. The transcript has 7 exons. Bases 502 to 3027 code for a protein of 841 amino acids. The record is from RefSeq and is a predicted model, not a curated record. NCBI's taxonomy places the organism in Eukaryota, Metazoa, Mollusca, Bivalvia, Ostreida, Ostreidae.